Molecule: messenger RNA, 270 nt
Organism: Knipowitschia caucasica
Lineage: Eukaryota; Metazoa; Chordata; Actinopteri; Gobiiformes; Gobiidae
Source: the annotation of a GenBank genome assembly
AUGGUGUGUUUCCACGGCAACAAGGCCACGCGCCACAAGGCGCUCAGCACGUGCGGGCCGCACCUGUGCUCGCUGCUGAACUACGGCCUGGUGCUGUUCCUGGAGGAGAGCCAGAAGAAGCUGCAGCUGCGCUCCCUCAACCGCGGCUUCCAGCUCCUCCUCAGCGUCUACCUGGUGGUGGGACCUCCCAUCUGCAACGCUGCCCUGUACGGACUCCACAUCAGUCCUCUGAGGAGGGCCUGCUGGGACCUCCUGAGGAGGAGGAGGUGA